AACUAUGUACAAAUACUGAAGGCACUCCAUGAUCAAAUGGACCAUGAGGAUUUGGAGCCUCCUUUCCCUCCAAAAUCAUCUUCGCCAACGACCUUACCUAACGUUUGAACCCGUUACUCUCCCAACCACUUUCCUCUUCCCUGUUAAAUUUAUCCAAACCUACGUUAAAUUUGGCGGAGACCCACAAACUGCAACUAUUCUAAGCUCAAUCCAUAAGGGGAGUUUAACACCCAGCACUAUAUCCUACUCCAAGCUCCUCUCACAAUGCACUGCUUCCAAGUCUAUUAAUUCAGGCAUGGAAGUCCAUGCCCAUGUAGUUAGAUUUGGAUUAUUUGAGGACCGGAAUGUUAGGAACCAUCUGGUAAAUCUGUAUUCAAAGUGUCGUUGUUUUGGGUAUGCCCGGAAACUGGUUGAGGAAAGUACUGAACCGGAUUUGGUUUCUUGGUCUGCUUUGAUAUCUGGGUAUGCACAAAAUGGGCUUGGUAAAGAAGCUAUAUUGGCCUUUCAUGAGAUGCACUUGUUGGGUGUGAAGUGCAACGAGUUUACGUUUCCAAGUGUUCUUAAGGCAUGCUCUGUAACGAAGGAUUUGGGGCUAGGGAAGCAGGUUCAUGGGAUUGUUGUGGUAACAGGGUUUGAAUUCGAUGUGUUUGUUGCAAAUACUUUGAUUGUAUUGUACGCAAAAUGUGGGGAGUUAGGGGAUUCAAGGAGACUGUUUUAUGCAAUUCCAGAACGGGGUGUUGUUUCAUGGAAUGCAUUGUUUUCUUCUUAUGUGCAGAGCGGUUUCUGUGGGGAAGCAUUAGAUUUGUUUCAGGAGAUGGUUUCAAAUGGAAUAAGCCCAAAUGAGUUUAGUUUGUCAAGUAUACUGAAUGCUUGCUCGGGUUUGGGGAAUGGUGGUCAAGGAAAGAAAAUGCAUGGGUAUUUGGUAAAGCUUGGAUAUGAUUAUGAUCCAUUCUCAGCAAACGCACUUGUUGACAUGUAUGCAAAAGUAGGAGAUAUCGAAGAUGCAAUUAUUGUUUUCGAGGAAAUUGCACAACCUGAUAUUGUUUCCUGGAAUGCUGUAAUUGCUGGCUGCGUUCUUCAUGGGAACCAUGAUUGGGCUUUGAAGUUAUUUGUGAAAAUGAGAAGGUCAGAAACACGUCCAAAUAUGUUUACCUUAUCAAGUGCUCUUAAAGCUUGUGCUGGAAUGGGGCUCGAAGAAUUGGGUAGACAGUUGCACUCUAGAUUGAUAAAAAUGGAUACAGAAUCAGAUUUGUUUGUGGGUGUGGGACUGAUAGAUAUGUACUCAAAGUGCCAUAUGAUGGGUGAAGCAAGGAUGGUUUUCAAUUUGAUGCCAAACGAGGACUUGAUUGCUUAUAAUGCUGUUAUCUCUGGACAUUCACACAAUGGGGAAGACAUGGAAGCUGUAUCACUUUUUGCUGAGAUGCAUAAAGAAGGAAUAGGAUUCAACCAGACUACUUUAUGCACAGUCCUCAAAUCCACAGCUAGCUUGGAGGCUAUCAAUGUUUCUAGACAACUUCAUGCACUUUCACUGAAAUUUGGUUUUCAUUCAGAUAUUUAUGUCAUAAACAGUAUUCUUGAUGCAUAUGGAAAGUGUAGUCGUCUAGAUGAUGCAACCAGAACUUUUGAAGAAUGCCCAAUUGGAGAUCUGGUGGCUUUCACAUCCAUGAUCACUGCUUAUUCUCAGUAUGGUCAAGGUGAGGAAGCUCUAAAGCUCUAUUUGCAAAUGCAUGACAGGGGGAUCAAGCCAGACCCAUUUGUUUGUAGUUCCCUUCUAAAUGCUUGUGCAAAUUUAUCGGCAUAUGAACAAGGUAAACAGAUACAUGUUCAUGCUCUGAAGUUUGGGUUCAUGUCUGAUGUCUUUGCUGGAAAUUCUAUAGUUAACAUGUAUGCAAAGUGUGGAAGCAUAGACGAUGCAGAUCGUGCUUUCUCUGAGAUACCCGAGAGGGGAAUAGUAUCAUGGUCCGCAAUGAUUGGGGGACUUGCACAACACGGCCAUGGGAAGCAGGCCCUCCAAUUGUUUAACCAGAUGCUUAAAGAUGAUGUUUCCCCAAAUCAUAUAACUUUAGUUAGUGUCCUUUGUGCAUGCAAUCAUGCAGGUUUGGUAAGCGAAGCCAGAGAAUAUUUUGAUUCGAUGAGAGAGUUGUUUGGUAUUGAACCAAUGCAAGAGCAUUAUGCUUGUAUGAUUGAUCUUCUUGGCCGUGCUGGGAAAUUAGAUGAAGCAAUGGAACUUGUAAAUACAAUGCCAUUUCAAGCUAAUGCUUCGAUUUGGGGUGCCCUUCUUGGUGCUGCAAGAAUCCAUAAAAAUGUCCAUCUCGGCCGACAUGCUGCUGAGAUGCUCCUAACACUUGAACCAGAGAAAUCAGGUACCCAUGUGCUUCUUGCAAACAUUUAUGCAUCAGCUGGCAUGUGGGAAAAUGUUGCAAAGGUGAGAAGGCUUAUGAAAGAUAGCAUGGUGAAGAAGGAACCCGGAAUGAGUUGGAUUGAGGUCAAAGACAAAGUAUACACCUUUAUAGUAGGAGAUAGAAGCCAUUCUAGAAGCAAGGAAAUAUAUGCCAAACUUGAUGAGCUCGCUGACUUGAUGAAUAAAGCUGGCUAUGUUCCAAUGGUAGAGAUUGACCUUCAUGAUCUGGAACAGAGUGAAAAGGAGCGGCUUCUGUUCCACCACAGCGAAAAGCUUGCAGUGGCUUUUGGUUUAAUUGCUACUCCACCAGGAGUUCCCAUUAGGGUGAAGAAGAAUCUUCGAAUCUGCGUUGACUGCCACACUGCAUUCAAGUUCAUUUGUAAAAUUGUCUCAAGGGAGAUUAUCGUGAGAGACAUCAAUAGAUUCCACCAUUUUAAAGGAGGUUUGUGUUCUUGUGGAGAUUAUUGGUGAUCUCUGUGGAGUGGUGCUCCCUUUACCACUCAUGUCCAUCCUGUGGAGGUGAAGCGCUCUCCUGUUGCUACCAAAGUACACACCCUAUGCAGACACUACCCAUUCAUUAUCUGACAUAGAGAGGCAUAUUGGAGACCUGUCAUGAACCUACGGCUUUUACCCAACUAACCCCAAAAAUUAAUUUGUAUUCCUUGAUAUCUAUUGAUUUAAAUGUAAUAUUACA
Juglans regia (Persian walnut) is the source of this 3095-nucleotide messenger RNA. Its product is annotated as pentatricopeptide repeat-containing protein At5g04780, mitochondrial-like. The transcript has a single exon. Bases 29 to 2872 code for a protein of 947 amino acids. The record is from RefSeq and is a predicted model, not a curated record. Gene Ontology annotation, biological process: RNA modification. Gene Ontology annotation, molecular function: zinc ion binding; protein binding; RNA binding. NCBI's taxonomy places the organism in Eukaryota, Viridiplantae, Streptophyta, Magnoliopsida, Fagales, Juglandaceae.